GAGAGAGGGCGCAUGCGCGAGGUUCCCUCAGGCUGUGGAAGCUUACCGAGAGGGGGGCGCGAGAAAGGGAGGGAAUUCGCAUGCGCAAGUACCGUCGCCUGCGGCGCAUGUGCGGUUACGGGUAACGUUCGGAGUUCCUCCGCUAGCCAGAAGUAGAGCUUCCCACCCUACGCAGGGACUCUGCUGCGCAUGCGCAACGUGCAGGGAAAGCGAAAAAGUGCAAGGUGGUUGCUUUGGGCAUUUUAACGCCAAUUGAUUUCGUUGCUUCGAUUGUAAGAAUUCCUCCCCCCCCCACAUUCUUUCGUUUACUGGUUUCAGGAGGAGCAGCCCCCCCCCCCCCAGCCUAAGACUGCAACUGUUAUUAUUUUAAAUGGCUUAAUAGGGUUGUUGUUGUUAUUGCUGUUAUUAAGGAGAGGAAAUGCAAGAUCCUCUACCUCAAAGAACCCUUCAGCGCGUAUUUCGUCAGUGAAGAACGUUGCACACUGCCUGGUUGGCUAAACAAAUAAUGAACAUUGGUGUAUGUUUCAGAAUGGUAAGACAACAUGAAGUACAUCAAUCUUUCAUCGCUGCUGUAUCAUAUUUCUAAGAAUAAAAAUAAGGCCUCUGGCCUGUACAGAGACCCCAAGAGUCUGUAAUGCCAAGUUUUCAAAGCUAAUCUGAACAGUUAAGUAUUAUGUAUCUGUGGUAUGUGUUUUAACGGAGAUCCUUUUUUAUAAAAUGCAGUAGAACCCUGAUUUUAUGAAAACUAGUUGUAUGAACAAUACAUUUAUGAGCCAUCUUACUCAACCAGAUGAGAAAAAAGCACCACGGUACAUAUGCAUGAACUUUAACUUUGUGCAAAGGUCUCAUAGACUUAAAAGUUUUUGCCCCUUGAUCUUCCCGUGGCCCAUACUCCCAAACAUACAGCAUGGAAAGAUUAUGUUUGAGCAACACGCCGUUUUUCACAGUGACCAAGAAACGCAAGCGAACUGUGCUCACUUUCCAAAGCAAAAUAGAGAUUGUGGAAAGGUUGGAGAAAGGCGAAACGGCAACAGUGUUGGCAGAGGAGUUUGGAAUUGGGAAGUCCACGAUUUCACAACUCAAGAAAAACAAAGACACACUCCUGCAUUUUGUCUCAACGAUGGGCAGCGAAAAUGGCAAAAAGAAGCGGAAGACGAUGAAAUGCGCAAAGAACUCAACCUUGGAAGAUGCUCUGUACGCUUGGUUUUCCCACAUGAGGAAUAUUGGCGAGCCAGUCUCAGGCCCACUUCUAUGUGAAAAGGCCUUAGAAAUGAACAAGAAAUUGAAUGGCAACCCUGACUUCAAGGCUAGCUCAGGAUGGCUGGCGCGGUUCAAGUCUCGCCACGGGAUUCACCAUCUUGGUGUUCAUCAUGAGAAGCUUUCUGCUGAUCAGGCAGCCGCUCAAUGCCUCAAAAAAGAAUUUACAGAUUUCAAAACAGAGGAGGACUCUGACGCCGAGAGCAUUUACAACACCGUUGUCGUUCCUGGACCCUCACAUUCGGAAGCUUACAAUGCAUUAGAAAUAGCUCUGCAGUGGCUGGAAGAUCAAGAAGAAAGUGAUGUGGUACAGCUCCUAUUUUUGAAAAGCCUGAGAGAUUUGGCUGCAAAGAAGAUAGCGAAUUCUCUCAAGCAAAAAUAAGAUCAGAACUUUUGGCAGCAAGAAAAGACAAUAAUAAAAACUUGAUUCUUGACAUAGUCCAAUGAUAGAUCUGUUGCUGUUGAUAAUGCACUGUAUGACUGAAAAAUAAAUCAAAAGGCAUUUCAGUUUGUCUUUCUCACUCAAAGCACUGUAGUUGCUGUAAUGCUCAAAAGCAGUUUUCUGAACUUUAUUUUAUGAACUCCUAUCUCCUCAAUUAGUUCAUAAAAUCAGGUUCUACUGUAAAUACUGUAAAUGUGGACACAUGUUCCUGUUAAAAUACAAUGCCCCUGAAAACUAAACAUACAAGGCUCUAUUCCUCUAUUGCCUCUAUUCAAAGCUUGUGGAGGGUCUCUCUCUGGGCCAGAGGUCCAUCUGAUAAUUUAAAGUGGUGUUACUGAGAGCUUGUAGAUAGCUUGAUGAUUUCUUUGGAAAAUGUUAGCCUUUGAGCAAAUGAUUUUAUUUAUAUGCUGGUGUUGGAAAUGAAAGUAGAGCUUCAGAGAUUUGCAAGUGAUUUAAGAAAUGGACCUUAAUGGUUUAAUUUCUUUCUUAAUAGCCGGGCUCUUUGCAGCUAAGAUCCCACCCAUUGGACAUCUGGGGGUGGGGGAGCUUUGGAAACAAAAUGAUACAGUACUGUACAUGCUUUCAAGAUGGGAAGUCAGAAACCAUACACUGAGCUAAUGUUAAUUCAGUUUUCUCUUUUUAGUAGAGUCCAAUGAACUAUGCAACAUGUUCUGUGUGCCCAAAGCAAGUUAAUAACUUUAUUCAGAUACUAAUGAGCUUUGUUCUGGCACAUGCAGCACCUUCUCCUUCUCUGUGUCCCACUAUCAAACCCAGAAGUCUUCAAUUAACCAUAGUUUCCAGUUUUGUCCAAACUAGGAAAUUCUGGUGAGCAAGUAUGGAACAAGCCAAGUUCUUACACCAACUUCAAAUCAUGGUUAGAUUCUGGUUUGUUCUGAACUUUGUAACCACGGUUUCCCAGUUUGAAUGCUAAUAGUGAAUGAAAGUUAAAUGAAGACUUCCUGGCUUAUUGCAGCAUGCAAUUUGUCUUUCUUUCCUUAGUAGUCCAACUUUGUCCUUUUAAACUUAAGAUGCCUUGCAAAUUAUGUUAACAGGAACAUAAUAGAAGUGCAAGCAGUGUACUGUAAAAGUAUGUAAAAUUUUAUUUUUAAACAGCAGUGGGAGAAUGUAAUCUCAAAUUCACUCUUCCAAGAAAUGCCCCAUCAUAAAGUUCUAACUGCAGUUGUUAAACACCCAUGUCAACACUUGGAUGAUCUUACACAGGCAUAGGCAAACUCGACCCUCCAGAUGUUUUGGGACUAAAACUCCCAUCAUUCUUGGCUAACAGGACCAGUGGUCAGGGAUGAUGGGAGUUGUAGUCCAAAAACAUCUGGAGGGCUGAGUUUGCCUAUGCCUGAUCUUACAUCUGUGUUUAAUAAGCCAGAUGAAGGAGCCUUUUGGUUUUGUACACAACUCAUUUGCUCCUCUCUUUGUUGCACACCUGGAUGCAAAGCAAAGAUUGCUAACUCACCAUAGUUUCCUGUUUUGCUGAACCAGGAAAUUAUGGUGGGCAGUUUCUAUACAAGCCAGGAUUCUAAAUCAUCAUUUAUAAAGUUUGUUUUUGAAUCAUGGCUUGUUUCACAGCCAGUAACCAUAAUUUCUUGGUGUGGAUGAAACAGGAAACUCUUGAGACUUUCACACGGCAUUCAGACAUUCUGCAAAGCGAGAUACGACUUUUGUGAGAUGCAACUCCAUGUCUGUUGGUCCUCUUGAAUCCUUAGGGGGAAAAUUGUGCAGAAAGAAAUGUGAUGUUUUAAGGCUGAGCUGCAUUAUACGAUUUCAGAUACUGCAUAAAAUCUGUGUAUCUUCUUCUUCUUCUCCCCCCCCCCCCCGUUACCCGCAACCCU
Messenger RNA from Zootoca vivipara (common lizard), 3543 nucleotides. NCBI's taxonomy places the organism in Eukaryota, Metazoa, Chordata, Lepidosauria, Squamata, Lacertidae. The record is from RefSeq and is a predicted model, not a curated record.